AUGACGGUUCGUGACUAUAUCAACACUGAUGAUUCCUGCAUCAUCUGCUACUUUUCCUUCUGGACUGUUCAGCAGAGUGAGGUGUCGGUGUCGCCUUGUCCUGCUCAUCACCCUGCCAGCCUAUUAGUGCCACUGGAUCUUGUGAUGAAACCUUCCUUCUUUCUCUGCUCUUCCCUUCCCCCACUGUCUGUGUUCUCUCACAAGACUUUCAGAAUCAAGCAGUUUCUGGCCAAGAAACAAAAACAAAAUCAUCCCAUUCCCCAGUGGAUUCGAAUGAAAACUGGUAAUAAAAUCAGGUACAACUCAAAGAGGAGACACUGGAGUAGAACCAAGCUGGGUCUAUAAGGAAUUGCAC
Nycticebus coucang (slow loris) is the source of this 355-nucleotide messenger RNA. RefSeq lists its product as uncharacterized. Lineage: Eukaryota; Metazoa; Chordata; Mammalia; Primates; Lorisidae. The record is from RefSeq and is a predicted model, not a curated record. Bases 1 to 345 code for a protein of 114 amino acids. Gene Ontology annotation, cellular component: cytosolic large ribosomal subunit; ribosome. Gene Ontology annotation, biological process: translation. The transcript has 3 exons. Gene Ontology annotation, molecular function: structural constituent of ribosome.